Aethina tumida (small hive beetle) is the source of this 863-nucleotide messenger RNA. RefSeq lists its product as uncharacterized. The transcript has 5 exons. The coding region runs from base 136 to 819 and encodes 227 amino acids. The record is from RefSeq and is a predicted model, not a curated record. NCBI's taxonomy places the organism in Eukaryota, Metazoa, Arthropoda, Insecta, Coleoptera, Nitidulidae.
AACCAUCAUGUCAUUAAAAUGUCUGAUUGUCUGAGGCGUUAAAAGCAUCACAUAAGAUAACAGAGUUAUUGUACAUAUAUAAAAGUAAGUUUAUAUGUCGCAAAUUCAUUAGUGGUUAACUUUUGGGCAGUCAACAUGAAGAUAUUACUGUUAAUAUUUCCCGUCAUCGUUAUGGGUGAUGUAUCGUCUCACGAAAUGAAAGAAUGGUUAUCCCAAGUUAUGGUUACAUACGAAGUAGCAUUUUUGAGAAUGGGUGUAAAAAAACUGAAUCCCAAUUGUACCCAAAACUAUGAAUAUUUCGAGAACGCGGGAAAGAAAGUGAAAAAGUGCGUUGUGGAUGUGAUGACGUUCGAAACGAACACAAUAUGCGGAAUUGCUAGGGCUCACUAUCAAAAGUGUUCAGAACCAUUGAUAAAUGCCAUCGCUGGUUGCGUGGAUAGGGAAUAUCGAGAUGUACCUUCGUUCAUCCUAAAUACCAUCGAUAGUAUCAUCAAUUUUGUUUGCAAAUCCAAAGGGAAACAUCUUUUUGAGUUGAUGAAUCCAUGUUUCUGGAGAACGGAAGAUGACAGUCUCAAAACGUGCGAAAAGUUAGUUAAUGACAAAAUCGGCCAUUGGUUGUUCGUUGAUGACUUAGAUGACCCCUACACAGUGACAGAUAUCUGUGGCUUCUUCGAUUCGGUGAAGGACUGUUUUUAUAACCAUUUACGAGGUGGUUGUAAAAAUGUUGUGACUUUAGAAGCUUUUGGAGGAUUGUACGAAGCUUUAAGCAAAGAAUGCAAGAACUCGAAGUCUCCACUAACAAACGAUUUGAAGAAUUAAAUACUUACAUUAUUUGUGACAAAUAAAAUAAAAUAUUAAAAAUA